AUGUCUGAAGAAGCUGCCUCUCAAGCUCCUGCUGCUGCACCAGCCGCUGAACAACAACCUGUCAUUUUAGGUGAAGAUGGUAAACCACUAUCUAAGAAAGGUUUAAAGAAGUAUUUAAAGGAACAAGAGAAAUUGAAGAAGAAGCAAGAAAGAGAAGCCAAAGAAGCUAAAGAAAAAGAAGAAAGAGAACGUGCUGCUGCUGCUAGUGACACUGCCAAGGAACAUUAUGGUAAAUUCCCAUUAAUUCAAUCAACUGUUCGUACCGGUGAACCAAGAGUUAAGUUUUAUGAUUUAGAUGAUGAAAAGGAUAAUGGUAAAGAAAUGUUAUUUAGAGCUAGAAUUCAUAAUAAGAGACAACAAGGUGCUACUUUAACUUUCUUAACAUUAAGACAACAAAAUGAAUUAAUGCAAGCUUUAGUUAAAUUUAAUAAAGAUGAUGGUAGUAUUUCUAAACAAAUGGUUAAAUGGUGUGCUAAUUUGAAUCUAGAAAGUAUUGUUCUUGUUAGAGGUACAGUUGUUAAAGUUGAAGAAGCUAUUACAAGUGCUACAAAACAAUUUUUAGAAAUUCAUAUUAAAGAUAUUCAUACUAUCAGUGAAACUCCAGAAACUUUACCAAUUUUAAUUGAAGAUGCAUCUAGAUCUGAAGCUGAAGCAGAAGCUGCAGGUCUACCUGUUGUUAAUUUAGAUACAAGACUUGAUGCAAGAGUUAUUGAUUUAAGAACUGUUACAAAUCAAGCAAUCUUUAAGAUUCAAAGUGGUGUUUGUUCAUUAUUUAGAGAAUUUUUAACCAAUCGUAAAUUUACAGAAAUUCAUACACCAAAAUUACUUGGUGCACCAACAGAAGGUGGAUCAAAUGUCUUUGAAGUUAGCUAUUUUAAAAAUAAAGCUUAUUUAGCUCAAUCACCACAAUUUUAUAAACAACAAUUAAUGAUUGCUGAUUUUGAACGUGUCUUUGAAGUUGGUCCAGUAUUUCGUGCAGAAAAUUCCAAUACUCAUCGUCAUAUGACAGAAUUUACUGGUCUUGAUUUAGAGAUGACAUUUGAAGAACAUUAUCAUGAAGUAUUAGAUGUAUUAAGUGAAUUAUUUGUUUUCAUUUUUGGUGAAUUAAAGACAAGAUAUGCUAAAGAAAUUGAACUUGUUCGUAAACAAUAUCCUGUUGAAGAAUUUAAAUUACCAAAAGAUGGUAAAAUGAUUAAAUUAACUUAUAAAGAAGGUAUUGAUAUGUUAAAAGCCGCAGGUAAAGAAAUUGGUGAUUUUGAAGAUUUAAGUACUGAAAAUGAAAAAUUUUUAGGUAAAUUAGUUCGUGAAAAAUAUGAUACAGAUUUUUAUAUUUUAGAUAAAUUUCCAUUGGAAAUUAGACCAUUUUACACAAUGCCAGAUCCAGAAAAUGAAAAAUAUUCAAAUUCAUAUGAUUUUUUCAUGAGAGGUGAAGAAAUUUUAAGUGGUGCUCAACGUAUUCAUGAUCAUGAUUUAUUAAAGAAACGUAUGGAAUUCCAUGGUUUAUCAACUGAAGAUGCCGGUUUUAAAGAUUAUGUUGAUGCAUUUAGUUAUGGUUGUGCUCCACAUGCAGGUGGUGGUAUUGGUUUAGAAAGAGUUGUUAUGUUUUUCUUAGAUUUGAAAAAUAUUAGAAGAGCAUCUUUAUUCCCAAGAGAUCCAAAGAGAUUAAGACCAUAG
This is a messenger RNA of Maudiozyma saulgeensis, 1674 nucleotides long. The record is from the annotation of a GenBank genome assembly. NCBI's taxonomy places the organism in Eukaryota, Fungi, Ascomycota, Saccharomycetes, Saccharomycetales, Saccharomycetaceae.